AUGGCAUCCAGAGACCUGACCAUGGGCAUCUUUUUCCUGUCUCAGACUGUUCUGGGAAUGCUGGGGAACUCAGCCUUGCUUUGUUGUUUAAUCAUCGCUGACUUCACUGGGAUCAGGACAAAGCCUGUAGACCGAAUUGUCAAACACCUGACUUGGGCCAACAUCAUGGUUGUUAUCUGCAAAGGAAUCCCUCAGACAAUGACUGCUUUUGGUCAUACAUAUUUUCUAGAUGAAACUACAUGUAAACUUAUCUUUUAUUUGCAUAGAGUUUCUAGGGGAUUUUCCCUUGGUUCCACAUGCCUGUUAAGUGUCUUUCAGGCCAUCACUAUUAGCCCAAGCAAUUCCAAGUCUGCACAGCUGAAGGCCAGAGCCCCCCAAAUCAUUGGUCCUUCCCUGGUACUGUGCUGGUCCCUGUGUCUACUUUUAAAUAUCUUCUUAAUCAUGACAGUGACUGACAUGACAGAUAAAGGAAAUCUUACUGAAUUUAUCCACUUGGUGUACUGUGUAGGAGUAAAGGGUUCCAAGCACUUUCGCGCAGGAUAUGUGAUCAUAUUGGCUUCCACGGAUGUCAUGUGUUUAGGACUCAUGAUGUGGACCAGUGGCUCCAUGAUGUUUUUCUUGCUCAAGCAUAAGCAGAGGGUCCAGUAUAUUCACAGGUCCUUGGCUAAUAAGUCCUUUCAUGAGAUCAAAGCUACACAAAGUAUUGUUACCCUAGUGAGCAGUUUUGUAUUUUUUAAUGGAACUUCUGUCAUCUUAGCGUUGUAUUUUUCUUUACAUUUUCAAUUGACAUUGCUUGCCAAUGUCAGUGUGGCCAUGAAUGCAUGCUUCCCAGCACUGUGCCCCUUUCUGCUCACAAGAAACUAUAUUAGGGUUUUUAAGCUCAGCAGUAGUUAG
Messenger RNA from Rattus rattus (black rat), 894 nucleotides. RefSeq names its product vomeronasal type-1 receptor 4-like. The transcript has a single exon. The coding region runs from base 1 to 894 and encodes 297 amino acids. Gene Ontology annotation, biological process: G protein-coupled receptor signaling pathway. Gene Ontology annotation, cellular component: membrane. Lineage: Eukaryota; Metazoa; Chordata; Mammalia; Rodentia; Muridae. The record is from RefSeq and is a predicted model, not a curated record. Gene Ontology annotation, molecular function: pheromone receptor activity.